AUGGCCAGACAUAACCGGCGACAGACCAAUACUCAGCCUGCCCAAUCUACCUCAUCAACACCAUUUACCUACCAACCCAUCAGUCAUAAUAGUAAUCAUAACAACAAUAACAAUAACAAUAACAAUAACAAUCAACCUAAACGACCUCGUCCUUCAGCCAAUGAGAGAGUUCUUCAAGAACUUCGAUCCAGAACCGCGUUGCGGCAUUCAAGCAUGGACCCAAACAGUAACAUCCAAGAUGGACAAGAGAUCGAGGUGACGAGAUUUGAAAUACACGACCGAGCCUACCGACCGCAAUCAGUCUACGUGUUUCCAUUUGGCGAGGACUCCUCAGACGAGACGCUUCGGACGAUGAUCGAGAAUGUCUUGCAAGAUAGUCUCAUCAUCACGGCCUGUCGACCACCCUUAAGAUUAGUGUCCCCAGGCCGACGUCCUUGA
Molecule: messenger RNA, 438 nt
Organism: Puccinia graminis f. sp. tritici CRL 75-36-700-3
Lineage: Eukaryota; Fungi; Basidiomycota; Pucciniomycetes; Pucciniales; Pucciniaceae
Exons: 3
Coding region: 1-438 (145 amino acids)
Source: RefSeq, a predicted model, not a curated record